Messenger RNA from Rubroshorea leprosula, 2179 nucleotides. Lineage: Eukaryota; Viridiplantae; Streptophyta; Magnoliopsida; Malvales; Dipterocarpaceae. The record is from the annotation of a GenBank genome assembly.
UCAGUGUGCUCCUCCAGCUUUCACUCUUUAGCUCUCUUUUUCUAUCAACAUUGCAUUAUGUCAAUUAUUUUCCUCUGAAAUUAAUAAUUGACAACAGCUAGCUUCUUCUUCGUUUCUGCAAAUUCCAAUCAUACUUUUAGUUUCUUAUUGUUUAUUUUACUACUUUACCAUCGAAACCAACUUGAAAAAGCUUAAAAGCAAACCACCUGUAUUUUCCCUCUGGAAGCUGGAAAAGUUAUGGCAGAGAAGACUGGAGCAGAAAAACUGGACGACAUAGAAACAGGAAACACAGAGACGGAUUCUUGUUCAAUGAAUAUUGAGAUUCCGAAGGCAAGUGCUUCAACACCAACAGAGCCUCCAACAUCAGCAACUCCUCAUGAGAAUCCAGUCAGAAAGGAGUCUGCAAAUACCAAAAAAAGUAAGAAGUGGGAAACAUUAGAGGUUAUUCUGGCGACUGUUGCUGUGUCUGUGUUUGGUGUGAUUUCCUUGGUUUGUUCUAUCGUUUAUAAGAUUGUUGCUCCUACGAAGUUCACAAUUUGGGUGUUACUAGAGUGGAUUGCAUUGUUUUGCUUUACUGGAUUUUUGUUUGCUAUUCUAUCUUCCUACAAGCUGCAAAACGAUUUGAUUUGGGAGUUUGAAUUGUGGAAAUGGUGUGUAAUGAUAAUGGUUCUUGUGUGUGGUAGAAUGGUUUCUGAGUGGAUAGUAAAUGCUGUUUUUUUGUUGACUGGCUGGCUGUUUGCUGACAAAAUAAAGGUUUACUAUUUUGUUUAUGGAUUGAAGAAGAAGCAUGGUGUUUUUGUUUGGUGGGGUUUGGUUCUUUUAGCCUGGCUUUUGUUGGUUGAUGAAAAUGAAGGAGAGCGAGCUGGGAGAUGGAGAUUGAAGGAAACCAGGGACAUCCUGGUUUUUAUUACCAGGGUUAUUGUUUCACUUUUCAUUGGGGCUGGUUUAUGGCUGGCGAAGGAUCUUUUGGUCUGGUCAAUUGCUCGUUCUUUCCAAACGGAAAAAUUGUUUGACAGGAUUAUGAACGCAAAGUUUCAUCAACAUGUAAUUAAGCUUCUCUUAGAAGUUCCAUGGUAUAUGAGAAUGGGGAUGAGAAGAUCUGGCCGCCACCGCUUGUUCAAUUGGGCAGAGGAAAUCAGAAAGGGAAAAAAAUCAGCCAUCUCAAUAAAAACAUUUAUUGAUGUCAUAAGCAGUCAUGAUGAUAAGCUCAAACUUGAGGGCAAGGAUGCAGAGAGCAUUACUAAUGAAAUUUUUAAAAACAGGAGAGCAAUGGAAGAGUUGGAAAAGAUUGUAACCGGGAUGGUCCUUGUUGUGAUAAUCCUUGUGUGGUUAGUUAUGUUGAAAGUCUUAACGACUCAAGCAGUUAUUGUGAUUUUAACUCAAUUUUUCGUUCUGGCAUUCAUGUUUGGUGAGACUUGCAAGAGAAUAUUUGAAGGCGUUGUGUUUUUGUUUGCCACACGCCCAUUUGGAAUAGGCGAUCGUUGUGUUAUAGAAGAUGGAGAUGAGAUGUUUGUGAAAGAGAUUAAUAUUCAAACAACCGUGUUUUCGAGGGAUCCUGUUGGCCUCAAAGAUGAUGAUGAUGAUAAGGCGAGAAUUGUGUAUCCAAAUUCAGUUUUAUCUGGAAAAUACAUUCGCAAUUUUCAAAAGAUUCCAGCCCCUCCAAAACUUAGUUUGACUGAGUCUGCAGAGUUUGUUGUUGAUGCUUCUACCUCCAUAAAGCAGAUUCAAGAUCUCAAGGCCAGAAUAGAAAGCGACAUGAAGACAAUGGAAUGGAUAAAAGACAUCAGCGUCCGUGCUAAUGGCUUUGAAAAUGGAGACAAGAUAAAAAUGACUGUCAAUGUUACUUACAAACACCUUGGCACCAAGGAUGAAAGAAACGACUGGAAAUCUGAAAUGAUAUUGGGCCUGAAGCAAAUUCUUGAAGACAUGGGUAUUUCUAAAUUUACACCUCAAGUUGAACCACCACCUGUACCUGCGUUUUAAUGAUGACAGUCUCUGAGCUUACCCAUAUCUCUAAUUUCUACAUGAUAGAGGAGUGCCUAAGGUCAUGCUACAGCACAGCAUCCUGAUUUGGAGUCCCUGUUUUGGCAUGGAAAGAGGCAGUAUAGGCAGCGGCGGAAGCCAGAAAUUUUAGUCGAGGUUGGCUUUUCAAGUCUUAAAAUAAUGCAUUGUAAUUUUG